Oncorhynchus kisutch (coho salmon) is the source of this 2430-nucleotide messenger RNA. RefSeq names its product beta-1,3-galactosyltransferase 2-like. Gene Ontology annotation, molecular function: N-acetyl-beta-D-glucosaminide beta-(1,3)-galactosyltransferase activity. NCBI's taxonomy places the organism in Eukaryota, Metazoa, Chordata, Actinopteri, Salmoniformes, Salmonidae. The transcript has 2 exons. Gene Ontology annotation, biological process: protein O-linked glycosylation. The record is from RefSeq and is a predicted model, not a curated record. The coding region runs from base 580 to 1671 and encodes 363 amino acids. Gene Ontology annotation, cellular component: Golgi membrane.
UGGUCAGAGUUGGCAACUGUAUUUCAAGGUGAUAAUGUCCAGUGAUACAUGAAGGGACAAAUAAGUUACAUUACAGUAGAUUGUAUUUAAUUAUCUUUGACUCUUUUGACAAUAAUACACCUCUUUACUUGGGUUUUGUCCUUUAGUGAAACACUGACCUGUAUCUCACUGCAGAUUUGCAGUAUAAGCCAGCUUUGUCCUUAUAACCUAAUGUCAGUUUUUUGACCAGCUGGUGUUCAUAGCAAUGCUCAAUAUCCUUUGGGGUAGUGUACUAGUCAAAGUCAUUCAGGAUUGUCUGUUUCUAGUGUUCUCUGUUGGAAAUGUUACGAGACCAGAUAGUGCUAUUUUUAGUUGUAUAGUUUAUUGGCACCAUGAUUUCGGUAUAAGGCUCUUAACUAUACCCAGCGCCACUUCAUGCAUGCUGCCGUGCCACUAUAUAUAUAUAACAUCACACGUAAUGCUGUCUGGAUUAGGAUUUUGUCAGAGACUGCUGCAACAUACUGUAUGACCAGUAUAAAUCGCAACAAGUUUGACGGGCAGGCCGUGUCUGGCUGACCAGGUCAAAGAAAGCUGUUAUCCAUGGAACUUCAACACUUGAAUAUCAGUGGAACAAGUGGUAACAGUAAAAAAGAAAACCGUAGAACAUGUCAAUGCAUGAGGAUUCUCCAUCGGAGGUGUUUUGUGCUUCUCCUGGCUGUGGGGAUCCUGGUGAUCUUCUACGUAACCACCCUCUUCACUCUUCAUAUAAGCCAGACCCCACUCUGGCUGCUAGGAGGCCAGGAUCUAACUCCUCUCUCUUAUAUCAAUGGAAAUGAGGGGGAGUUUUUUCCACCAUACAAUGUAGCAUACCCACAGAAAUAUAAGUUUGUCCUGGAUGAGCCUCAUGAGUGCCAGGACCGCAGCCCCUUCCUGCUUCUGAUGGUGCCAGUAGCUCCUGGUAAUCUGGUAGCCCGGGAGGAUAUCCGGAAGACUUGGGGUAAGGAGAGCCUGGUUCUGGGACGGGCUGUGCGUCUGUUCUUCCUGUUGGGCCUGCCCAGUGGAGCGGAGGCAGAGAGGAUGCAGGAGGAGGUGCUGCUUGAGAACCAGCAGUACCAUGACAUGCUGCAGAGUGACUUCCAGGACAGCUACUUCAACCUGACCAUCAAGACCAUGGUGAUGCUGGAGUGGCUGGCCUCUCGCUGCCCCGGCGCCUCCUUCGCCAUGAAGAUCGACUCUGACAUGUUCCUCAAUGUGCACAACCUGGUCAACAUGCUGAUAGACCCAACUACACCAAAGCACAACUACAUCACUGGGAAGUUCAGCCAAAACACACAAGUGGUGAGAGACCGCACCUCAAAGUGGUACAUUCCCAAUAAGGUUUACCCCAGUACCAAAUUCCCUCCCUACCUUUUGGGAAAUGGUUAUGUCUUUUCCAUAGAUCUUCCUGAGAAGAUAGUGGAAGCAUCCAAACAAGUCCGUGCCAUAUUUUUAGAGGAUGCCUACCUGGGUAUGUGUCUGAGCCAUUUAGGGAUUGCAGCCAGUUACCCACCUAACUCUUCCCUCUUCAAGCUUUCCAUGCCCUACACUCAUAAUCGCUGUUACUACUCUACUGUCAUCACUACCGAAAUGGACCAUGUGAGUGACCUGCUGCGAGUCUGGGAGGACUUACAGAGACCUGGCACCCCCUGCUAAGGACAAUGAAUACCUCUUAAAGCUUUGAAUCCUUACCCUGCUAAGGACAAUGAAUACCUCUUAAAGCUUUGAAUCCUUAUAAGUAUUAAACACACUAUGUAAGCACAUGCAUACAAGUACUAAACAAAUAGGUAGGCACAUGCGCACACACACACACGCACACACACAGGCAUCAUGGUAUCAUAGUAUAAUUCACUCACUCUCAAACAGCUUUUUCAUGUCAUUCUAAAGUAGUAACAUGUUAUUACAUGGUAAUUACCACAUGAUAUGACCAGAUAAUGUUGUUACAAUAACAGCAUUACUACACAAGUAGAGCUACGUAUUGUGUAGUGUUACUGCUCGAUCUUGCAAGUAUAAUUUCCCAUGACUGUCUUAAAUUCAAAUGGCAACGUGGGAUCUUGUGUGUAUCUAUGAAGUAAGUAUCAAAUGAUGUUCAAAGACGAGCAUGAUCUGUGUGUAUCACAUUAUCACAUGUGACAGUAUAGUUUCUCAAUUUCUGUACAUCAUCAAGACAAACUCAUAUGUGGACACAACAUAACAGCUACCGUGCUGUUACACACCAGCCUUUUUCUACUGCACAAGAUUUUCACUGUCACUAGAUGGCAGCAGUGAAUUUGACUUAAACAUUUGUCUUGUGUGCUAUUGUUUUGGUUGCUUGUGAUUUGUACACUCAGUUGAUGCCUACUUAAGAUUGAUAUUGUUACAAAUUCCUGGAAUGUUUGUAAAAAUGUUCAACUGAAUAAAAACGCUUAAACUAUU